Molecule: messenger RNA, 7474 nt
Organism: Porites lobata
Lineage: Eukaryota; Metazoa; Cnidaria; Anthozoa; Scleractinia; Poritidae
Source: the annotation of a GenBank genome assembly
AUGACCGAGGUAGAAAUGAAGAGGAUAGCUUCUCGACUUGAAAAUGUGGAAGGACAAUUGUUGAUUACUGGUGAGACUCUAAAAAGGAAUGAACAAGCUAUGACUAAUCUGUCAAAAGAAGAAGAUCAAAUGAUAGCAACGCAAAGCACACUAAACGAAAGACUCGAGAAUGUGAAACAAAUAGUGACUUUUAAUGAAACAAAACUGGACGAGGCCAAGAGGAGGAUAAAAGUUGUUGAGUUGCAGAAAAAGAUCGCUGAAAAACGCUGCGAAAGACUGGGAGAAAUAGAAGGACAAAUUAACCUGAAGCUGCUACAAAUCAACAAACACAUUGAUGAUCUGCAAUCAAGCUCGCAAAAUGGAGGACUGAGUGAAGAAGAAGAAAUGGAGUUGAAGGAAAGAAUUGAAGACCUGAAAAACAGUUACAGGGAAUCUGAGGCUAGAGCAGAACUUGCGCAUCAAAAGAUCGCAGCGCUGAGCUGCAAGCGUAACUCUUUGGAGAAAGAAUUGGAGGAGCUGACUCACAAAAAACUCUGGGCACAGGAUGAACUCAACAAGGUGUUUGAUGAGUUUAGCGUUCCCGCAUAAAUGGACAAGACUCUUUAAGCCGUGUUAUGUUUCCCUUUUGCAUAUCAGUUAUGUCCUUGCGGUCUAUAAAAAUAGAAGUUUAGCCCAGAUCCUAAGGACGUUGAGGAGAAUUUUGAGCAAGAAAGACAGCUUAUGCGGAGAAUGCUCGCAAAGUGAGACUUCACCUUAAACGUAGGCGUCGAACACAGAACACUCUCUAACAUAGAAUACCAUAAUUCUUCCGUGCUGUACAUAACACUGACUAGCAUAACCGGCAGUCGACCAUAAGAACGACAAAAUCUUACAUUAAACGACUGCCUUAAACCAGCUUGUCAAGCUGUUGUUGUUUAUGUAUUUCUUCGUUUUAGUUGUUUUGAAAGGUGGAUUUAGAUUAAGAUUAAUCUCGCCCAUAGACUCACUGGUGUUAGUGUGACGUGGGAGACCUGGGUUUCAAGUAGUCAGCAGUGGCGGAUCCAGGGGAGGGACCCGGGGGGGCUACCGCCCCUCCCCCCUGCCCCCUUAUUUUUAGACCAAACUGAGGCCCGAAGGGCUGAAAAAUUUGUUUUGGAGACCGGGCCCCUCCCCCUUAUCCAAGAGAGAAUGAUCUACCUCAUUCUCUCUUCCCUUAUCUCAGGAUCUGAAUAACCGGGCCCCCACUUAUUUCAAGGUCUGGAUCCGGCACUGGUCAGUUUCCCCGGUCAGGGACUCCUGGUCGACCCCGGUUGUUCGAAAGUUGGAAAGCGCUAUCCACCGGAUAAAUUCGCUAUCCAGCGGACAAACCAAUAGGCCACUUCCGAGUAACAGAAAGCCUCACUUUCAAAAUAAGGCCAAGUGCACAACCUUUGUUGUGGAAAUGAGUUUUAUAUGCAUGAGAAUCAAAAAUCAUUUUCAUACCAAAGGCUGAGCACUGAACCUCGUUUUGAUACAGAGGCCCGGGAGAACUCGGAAAAGGCCCAUUGCGUUAUCCAGUGGGUAGUGCUAUCCAACUUUUGAACAGCUGGGGCCUGGUGACUAAUAAUGGAAAUUGUAAAUUGUAAAAGUAGGUGGAAUAUGAUUGUCCCGUAGACCUGAAUAGGACUGUUGUUGACAGGGCAUGACUGACGUUUCGACAACCUGUGCAGUACUGUCAUCUUCAGAGUCGGUGAUUUGUAUCAAGUCAGUCGAUGGUGAGUUUCUUAUUGUGUAACUAUCAAAAUCCUUAAAUUUGGAUUACCCAGAAUGCCGCAAACCUAGCAUUCUGGGCCAAGUUGUUCAAAGUUGGGUUAAGAUAACCCAGGGUUAGUUUGAAAUUUGAAUUCAGAUAUGAAAGCGUAAAAAGCAAAUUCAGUUUAAUUCUUUUUGUCAACAAUUUGAUGGUUGCCUACUCUAAAAAGAAUAGAGAAAAUUGUCCGAGAAAAUGCUUUUGAUCAAAAGAAAAAGAGUCCCGGGUUAAAAUUUAACCCUGGGGUAGCGCUAAUCGGCCUUCGAACAACUGGGCCCUGGCUGUUUAAAAGGUAUCAAAAACUUUCGAGAAACAAGCUCCUGGCUACCCUCCCGCAGAAUCCGCAGUACGUGAUGGAUUAUACGUCAUGUAGUACCAUCACGCUUUGUGUCAUACGACGCCUGAGCAGGUACCAGUGGUCAACAAAGAUCGGCAGAUUCUCAAACGUUAUUUCAGAAAUAGCAUUUGGAUUUUGUUGAGUCUUAUACUGGAAUAGUGUCUCCACAGUGUUCACUAGAAUUGGAUUAAACUCUUCAAUUGAACUCGUUUUCGAUAGGAUGACUGAAUUGCUCCUCACAUAAACACGACUUCGGUUUUUUCACCAUGGCAUUCCAAUGAAUUGUCAUACAUGAACCAGUACACCACUGAAAUUCAUGUUUGUCAAUAUUAUAAACAGACGAUUUCUCUUCAGCUGAAAAAGUUAGAUCGCUCAUUUUUCAACCAUCCUGGUUUUAGACUUGUCGCAAGUAAAAACGGCGGGAAAAUUUUCCCGCCAUUAUCUCAUUCGUGAAACAUGAAGUGAUGCGAUUUACCUGGAACUUUACCACUCUCUCCUGUCCUGUGAUUGGCUGGUGCAAGGAGCGUGAACAAUCAGCCCGUGAAUCCGACACAAACAAAAUAAAUGCAUCCUAUGACGUCAUGUUUCUGCUGUCCGCAUUCAAUAUGGUGGAAGUUAAUUUCCCGGGUAAGUUUUGAAAAUCAAACUUAUUAUGAUCUAGGUUGAUUCAAAAACUUGAUUUUGUCUCAUAUAAAGUGUUGAUAGAAGGGAUUACGUUUCUGAUACAGUUUGCCAUGCGUUUUCGAAUCAGUAGCCUUUUAAAGUGACGCCCACAAAACUGAAUAUUUCCUAUUAAAAGAAAACGGGCGAAUAGAAAAGCUGGCCCUUAAGCACAUCCUCACGCAGUCUUCCAAUGUAGGUAUAGAGGUGAAAAUUUGUUUUACAUGUGAUUUAGCUUUAUAUCUUUGAUUAGAAUUCGACAACUUUUCUUUCUUGAUCGCUGACAUCGUUUAUAAGAGUGAACCCUCCAUAAAGUUCUGCUAAGCCGGGAUGAACAGGUGGUAAUCACUUAAGGUUUAACUACCGUACCGACUCAUUUACAAGUUUCAUAUUGACUUCCUAAUAUAAUGGUCAUUGGGAAACCGAUCUCUGCUCGCCCGGCGUCAACCUGUUCAUUAACUGCGAAACAGUAUUUUUCUCCCGUCCUAGGGCUUAGCUAAACAAUAUAGUUGUGUUUUCACGUGCUCAUGUAAAAACUAAAAUAGUUUAAUAAAUCACGCUAAGAUUACAGCCCUUUUUAGUUAUGACAAACGAAGCGAAUAGUUUGUUGUAUGAAUGGAACGAAAACAUUUGUUCAAGGACGGUAAGGUCUAACAAGAGUUAGGCAUCUCUGUAUAUCUGUUGAAGAUAUUUUUCAUAAAUUUUCUUCCGUGUUUCCAGACAAGUGAUUAACCUUCGAUGAGAGCAAUGAAAGAGAUGAGGUUUUGGUGUCUUGCAUUGUUAGCUUUGUGUCUAACGACUGCAAAGGCAGAAGGUAAGUCAUUCUUGUGUAGACAGGCCGAGUAUGACCAUAGGAAACUUCAUAUUUGGUCAGUGUUAGCGAUAAAGUAUACUUGUUUGCCGUGAAAUCCCCCCUAAAUCAUCGGUUCUUCAACUGUUAUCCUGACACAAAGAAAUAUUUUCUUAUGUGAUGCUGUGGUCCGGUCCCGUCUAAUCUUUAUUUCAGAGGUAGUCAUUUCGCACUAGGACCGACUCUGCCUCUGUGUUUUACCAGAAACUGAUAAAACUCUCUCAGGUUUGCAGUAAAGUUACUUGGUACCGGGUGUUCAUAAGUAAAGGCGGGGCCGACCUUGUGAGGACCAGCAUCGAUCCGACGCUAGAGAAUAGCAAUGUUCGCAACUUGCUUUAUUUGGAGGGCACACUGUUUGUGGGUCAGUUCUUGCUUGUGAUUCCUUUUAUUAAGCUGUCAGUAUAAUAUGAUUUUCGCACAGUUCGAGAUUGAGUAGUACUGCCCUUCAAGUAGUAUUAACUGCUGUAAAAACUCUACAAGGUGGUUAUAGCUUUUCAUUGCGCUCGAAGAUCGAUAUGUAACUCUUAACAGUAUCAGUUCAAACAAAAGGAAUGAACUUUACUUUCGUCUCAAAAAUCUUCUUGACGUCCUUUUGGUGUUUUCGAGUUCAAGUAGAGACCCAGUCUUGAGUUAAUUAAAUAGAUGUCAACUCGAAAAUCGGCAUCACUGAAGGAUUUUGCUAUACAGGCACAUUAAAUUUUUUCAACGUAAAUUAUCAUGUCUUCAUCCUGUCGGUGAAUACAUUUGUCUCGUUCAGAGUAUUGAUCUUGUUGUACAUCGGCCUUCUGGGAUAUCAAUAAGAAAGGCAUGGUACACACUUAUUAUUGGAUGAUCUUACUUUGUUUUUAGUCCAAUGGCCUGGUGGUACAUAUGGUUUACCAAUGCCUGAUACAGGCUGUCCGUCUGACGGUGCAACAGAUUGGAAAACAGGCUGGACGUACCACGAUACCGAGGACGACAAUAAUGAGAACCAGCGGUCCAACAUAUUCCAUAUGCCUGGCAACUUUUCUGCGCAUGGCAUUCAGCAAAAGUUUUGCUUAAAAGAAGGCAAUAACGAGAACACUGGCAGCGAAAUAUGGCCGGAGGGGAAAUACUGUGUUUACAAAAAAGGUGUGUGGUAGGGAGGGUGAGUAAUAUUUUUAAGGUGGAAGAUGAAUUAACGAUUUUUUAGGGUCGUAUUACCUUUUGUAAAGCUAGUCGAAGCUGUAUUCAGUGAAGCUGCAUUCAUAUUCCAUUUAAUACACCUCACUAGUGGAAGUCCACUAGAAGAUCGUUUUUCUCAAUUGCUGCCAAACUGACCUCUACAAAGCUGUCACCUACCAAGGUCUCCAGAAAUUUUUUUAAAAAAGUCGACCUUUAUUAAGUUCUAAUCUCUGGUCACGGUCACUUUUAUACAAUAAUUUUAAAUUUUUUAGGGAAAUAGUUUAUAAAAAUUGGCUGAAAACUUGAUAUUAACGCUUGAAAUAUACCAUGCUGUAUGAAAAUAUUCUGCAGUUGAGGAAUAGGUGCAUGUUGAAGGCAGGUAUAAAAGGAUGUUUUUUUUAAAGAAAAGAUUCAAUCCUAUUCUUAAUUAUCUGUGACACUACUCCCCCAGCGAAAUCACGGAUUAACGUACAUGGGGCGAAUAUUUGCUUUUUCUCAGGGAUAUGCCCGAGUGGACUCAAAGAAGGAUUUAUCCGCUGGGACGACGAACAAUCUGAGAUAGACUACAAGGAUAAACACUUCGGAGACCUACCUGAUGGAAAUUACGAGAAAUCUCACACAACGAUAAACUACUGUUGCAGUACAAAAGGCAAUGUUAACAAUCCUAUUCAGCUGCCCGCUCUUAAACCUUUCUAUCUUCUUACCUAUGAUUCCGCCCAGUGUCAGAAAGUGGCUGGAACCAAGGUUACAAGCGAGUUUAUUAAGUUUGAUGAUGAUGAUCAAGGCAACACUGAUGCGGCGGGUGGAGCCCAUCCGUAUGGACCCAGCGAAGAUCCCUUUAAUCUCAAGAUUUACUACUGUUAUUAUGAGCCAGGUAAGUCAGGAUCAAUCAGCACGAGGUAAUUUUUGCGGGCUCGAUCCUCUCAUCGCCCGCAAUCCUAAUCUCGAGGUUGCCAUUGCGCAUGUCUGGCACAUAUUUAGGCAGUAUUCGUUGAGACUUCCGUUAAGAAUGAACGGAGUGCAUAGAAGACAAUCUGAUUACACGAGUUUGUACCUUUUAUGUUGUGCGUUUUGCCACUCACGAAUCAAACCCAUCUCUUGCAAUAAAUCAGGUUGUUGUAGGUUGAAAAAAGUUUUGCAAAAAAUAGAACGACUCUGUACUUUCUGCCAUAUAUAUAGUAACACAUAAACGACUUUGGAAGGGAAAGAUUGAUGUAAUUUUUAACGCGAUGGGCCAAGGUUUUUGCACGCAAUCGCUGUUUUUCCUUGAAAAUUUAGAGCCGCUGCGAAGGAGACUAAUAUUUACUCUGACGUAUAACGAUUUCUGCUUUCUAUUUAUAGGUCAGGAGAGUGAGGACGAUCUUGGAACAGGAAAGCAAGUUAGAAGCAAGGUAAGUCGUUACCUUAAUUAUUAGACACAGCACAGGUUCAUAUCAUCAAUUAUCAUUUUCUGGAACGAAAGCAUCCGUCAGUCAUAACCUUGUCUAAGACAAGACAUUGCGACUGUCUCCUUUAUAAGUGGUUUUCUUUUUCUAGUGCAAACAUGACAUGCAAAGUAAAAGGAACCCUUUACUGGACGUGAAUUGUCGCAUCUUACAUUAAGCAGUCGGUAGCUUGUCUACAGACUUUUUCUUUUUUGCAACAAUUCGACAGCGCGCAAGCGAGCAUUAAGCGCAUAUUUUCUCUUUUCCCACCCCCAGCAACUUUCGCUUGCAGUGAAUAAAUUCUCUACGGUUUUUAUUUUUAUAGGUGUGCUCCACCAUCUUUAAAGAGAAAAUAGGGUCUGCUCUGUGAACAGGCUAGGCAGUUAGAGACCGAAUGCUAUUCCGUGAAUAAAAAAUGACAAAGAUAUAAAUUUCACUUUUUCUAGAUCCCAACUGGUAAAGCUUCGAGUUCAGGUUUAGCGGUGGCUAUUGGCUGUGGCGUGGCUGGCGCCAUUGUAGGAACCGCCUCAAUUGCAUUCGCCACCAAAAGGAUUCUCGCGCACAGAGCACGUGCAGCGUAUGAUCUUGUGGAUGACCCACAGCCUGAUGGGCCAUGAUGUCAUGUGACCUCACUACCCAAAUAAGGAAAAGGCGAAACGUCAUAUCAACUCUUUGUAUGCAUGAUAAUUGUAGCUGCAGACUGCUUAACGUACAGUAGUCAACCAGCUCUGUUAAUGCAUUCUUAAAUGCAAUCACUGUGCCGUAUAAUUUCCUCUUUUCGUUAUGAAAGGAAAAUACUUGUUUUGGUAAGGGUAAAAAAAGUACAAAGCGGAGCUGAAGGUGGUUUUUAAAUGUUAAAAAGCGGCAAAUAAGGACUUCACGGAACGCUUGUGUUUUGAAGAAAACGCAAAAGAUUUUAACUUAUAUAUGUAAUGAAGCCAUUUAUGUAACUGAAUUGGACAAUAUACAGAAUUGUUCUUUUAGGACAUGCGGGGCAAAAACCACGAUUGACGGAUAAUAAGGACAAUAAAGGAGUCAAAACAGCACAGCCUAGGAAAACGAUAGCUACAAAACAGAGAAAAAACUUGACAGGGUCUGAGGAGGAUGACCCGUUUCUUUUCUACCACGAUUAAGAUAUUUAUUUCUUUCCCAUCAAUACAGUAUGCUAAAUAUCUGUUAAUUCAAUUCAUAAGUUAACAGGAUGUACAGAAUAUAAUAAUACGUAAUGUGAAUGCUGAACUAUUGUAUUACCUUAGUAAGCUUUAGUAUACGAAUGGGUAAAUGUAGUGAAA